Triplophysa dalaica is the source of this 1671-nucleotide messenger RNA. It is a transcript of the gene tcn2, whose product is annotated as transcobalamin II. The record is from RefSeq and is a predicted model, not a curated record. Lineage: Eukaryota; Metazoa; Chordata; Actinopteri; Cypriniformes; Nemacheilidae. Gene Ontology annotation, biological process: cobalamin transport. Bases 154 to 1428 code for a protein of 424 amino acids. The transcript has 10 exons. Gene Ontology annotation, molecular function: cobalamin binding.
UAUACUGUAAAGCUGAAUUCUCUGUAGAUAAGUAACUAACUAGUCCCCUGACCCCGGGAUGUUUAUCUGUAAACUCCUCCUCUGGUAGUAAAAGUCGCAUGUUCGCUCUAGCAGCGUAACUUUGUGCUGUAAGCCUCUGGAAAGAUCAAAGUAAUGAAGGGGACUCUCGUCUUUGUGAGUGCACUGCUGUCGCUGACUGCGGGUAAACCUUGUGCAUUUGAUCAUGAUGAACUCCACCUGUCCCUCAACAAGCAACUACUGCGUUCUGUGGACAUGCAAGAGAACCUACCCAAUCCCAGUGUGCACAUCGCCCUGAGGCUCUCACCACACCAUAACCUAGCUAAAGAGAGCAAACAUCUCAACCGCCUUAAGAUGGAGCUUCAUGAUGAUAUUGAGAAAUCUCUCAAAAACAAAGAGUUGACGGUUGGCCGUCUUGCCCUGUACAUUUUGGCUUUGAGGUCUUCCUGCUAUGACCUGCAAAGCCUGUAUCUCACUGGCAAUGAGAGGGAACCAGUGCUUAUUCACCUCAAGAGAGAGAUGGAGGAGGAGAAACAGAACAUUUUAUUCAGUCACCGACCAAAGACCAGCUACUAUCAGUAUUCUCUAGGCAUUCUGGCUUUGUGUGUGAGUGGCAUUAGAGUUAAUGCACAUGUCAGCCACAAGCUCAUCCAUGCCGUGGAACAUGGACAGAUUAAACAUGGAGAGUCCUUAUGCGUGGACUCACAUGCUAUGGCGGGCAUGGCCCUCCAAUGUCUGAAAGAUGAGGGAACUUCUGUUAAAGAUGUAGAUGAGCUGGACAGGGCUCUUGCCACCAUUAAGCAAAGGCUUCUUGAAUCUAAAAGAGCUGAUGGCCACAUGGGCAACGAGUUCAGCACUGGAUUGGCAGUGCAGGCCUUGUUGGCUAUGGGUAGUCAGAUGGAUGAGUUUGAACCUUCCUUGAACGCUUUAUGGGCAAAUGCUAAAAAUGGAACCUACCAUGACACCAUGGCCAUAUCCCAGGUCCUGCCUGCCCUACAGAAACAAUCUUACCUCCAUCUGAAGAGCAAAGAUUGUCGCAGCGAGGAUGACACUCUUGUUUUGGAUGCCGACAGUGAUGCAGAAGUUAUCCUAGAUCAGGGAAGAGUUUCUCUACAGGUGGAAAUCAUUAAAUCAAACGGUGAAGCAUCUGUUUAUUCAAUUCAUGUACCCGUUGGCUCUUCACUUUUUCAAGCCCUCAGCCUUCUACAAAAUAAGCAAAGAGGUUUCACCUUCAACACAGAAGAGAGUUUAUGGGGGACAUUUCUCAGUGUUGUGAAUGACGAACGAGCCCGUCAAAGUGAUCGUAGAUACUGGCAGGUGUCAUCAGAUGGCAUUACUCUGACACAGGGUAUCAAAGACUAUAAAAUUGUCUCGAAGCAAAAUAUCUCCAUUAAGAACACUGAAUACUGAGUCCUUUGCAUAAGGAAGAUGAAUGGAGGAAGAAAUUAAUACAGGACUCAGGAGGACCUUGAUUUUAAUUUAAUGGAUUUUAAUUUUCCUGAAAGAAUUUGUUGUUUAAAUAAACAGAACAAAAGUUUGUACUGUACUGUUUUGAUCGUAUUGAUUUUACAUAAACAUAUCUUUAAGAUCAAACUUGUUUACUUUUUAAGUAUGUUGGCUGUAAUGAACAAAUAUUAAAGAUGUUAUAAAUAA